This is a messenger RNA of Nylanderia fulva, 1848 nucleotides long. RefSeq names its product L-xylulose reductase. Gene Ontology annotation, molecular function: carbonyl reductase (NADPH) activity; L-xylulose reductase (NADPH) activity. Lineage: Eukaryota; Metazoa; Arthropoda; Insecta; Hymenoptera; Formicidae. The record is from RefSeq and is a predicted model, not a curated record. Gene Ontology annotation, biological process: glucose metabolic process; xylulose metabolic process.
UCUUGUCUGUAUAUACUUACAAUUAGUUGCACAGAAAUCUCAAAUGUGCCGCUUCUUAUCGAAGUAUAUAGGGACUUUAUUCCGAGAAGAAAUGGUGGAAAAUAACUGAAUCUAAUAUCAUAUGUAUCGUAAUAUGUGUAAACUGCUUUAUCAGUUGCCUCGUCGCAAUAGUUACAUUAAACCAUCUAACACGCACUCAUUAAGCACAUCACUACUCGCACAUUGUCAAAAGCAUUGAGGAGGACGAAUGUGUCAAAGAUUGCGUGUGGCAAGAUAAACGUACGAUACUAUACUACAUACUACAAUACAUUACAGUGAUACUAUUGUGUUAUUGCAAUAAGACAAACGAGAGCAGCAGCUGAGCAGCCAUGAACAUCAACUUCGAAAAAAAGCGUAUUCUCGUGACCGGCACUGGUCAAGGUAUCGGUAGAGAAUUGGCCUUACGUCUCUCCAAGUAUAAGGGAGAGGUGUUUGCGCUCUCAAAAACGCAAAAGAACUUGGACAGUUUGGUCGCGGCUGAUCCGAAAAUUCAUCCGGUCUGCGUCGAUCUUCGUGAUUGGGAUGCAACUCGAAAAGCCGUUCAGAAUAUUUUGCCGAUCGAUUUGUUGGUCAACAAUGCUGGCGUCGGGUACCUCACAUCGUUCUUGGACUCCACACCCGAGGAAUUCGACCUGACUUUUGAUGUCAACGUGAAAGCUGUAUUGAACGUGUCUCAGAUUGUAGCUAAAAACAUGAUUGAACGCAAAAGCGGCGGCAGCAUUGUAAAUUUGUCAUCGCAGGCCGGCGAGGUGGCAUUGAGGGAUCACACCAUUUAUUGCGCGUCCAAAGGCGCUCUUAACUUGAUGUUCAAGACAAUGGCUCUUGAGCUGGGUCCACACAAUAUAAGAGUCAACGCUGUCGGUCCUACGGUCGUGAUGACAGAGCUGGGGAAAAAGGGUUGGAGUGAUCCGCAGAAGGCACAAAAUAUGUUAAAACAAAUUCCGUUGGGUCGAUUUGCUGAAGUUGACGAAGUGGUAGAUGCCGUUGUAUUUUUAUUGAGCGACCGGAGUUCCAUGAUUAGUGGCGUCAACUUGCUCGUUGACGGCGGUUUCGUAGCUUGUUAGUAUACAAAGAAAUUUGAGAUUAUCUUCUUAAAAAGGUACAUCAAAUUAUAUUAUAGUUAAUCUUUAUUUCAAAAUUUUAAAAAUUUCUGUAUCUAUACAGAUUUAACCAAGUGAAAUUAUAUUUUUUAUGAAUAACAAAAUUAUAAGAAAAAGAUGAAAAAAAUAAAGAUCAGUUAUAAUAAUGUGCAUUUAAUUUGCAUGAAAUUCAAUAGGAUUAUAUGAAGGGACAGAACAGCUGAUGGAUAAAUCCAGUGCUUUUUUUCAUUCAUUUCAAUUUAAUUUAAAAAAUGCUUCAUUUCCUCUUUUCUUCAUCUUCAACUAGGUUCGACAAACAGACAACGACAGAGAAAGCUGCGAACAGGCGAGACGAAUCCGUACUUAGCCACAGCUCUGUCUCGCGAGUAUAUUUUCAAAAAUAUUCUACCGAAAUACAGCGCUUGUGUACGUAUAAUUCGCGAGCCCUCCUCUGCCGUGGCUGCAUUCGAUCUAAAUAACGCGAACGCUUUUCUUUCGGCUCCUAAUUUGCUCCUACGAUGAACGUAACGCGGCGAAGAAACUAAGAGAACCUGCUGAAGGAAACAAUACAAAUUGAAUGUGUCGCACUCUCCUUUAGACGUGUCAUUUUUAAUUAUUGACGUCUCAAAUCUGCAGAAUGUCCGAAAAAGCUAUAUGUAUCUAUGAUCCCAUUGUAUUCAGAUUUCAAGUUCAACGAAAAAUUCAAUAGAAUGUAAUGAAUUUUAAUCAA